AAUUUAAAGAUUUAUUAAUCAAAUUCAAAUUUUAAUAAAAUUCUAUUUUACAGAAAAUAAUUUUUUUUUACUAUUAUAUAAUAAUUAAUUAAAUUAAUUAUAAAUAUAAUCUUUUGUAUUAUCAUAUCUACUAUUAGCAUACAGAAAACAUUUUCUCUUUUGUUCGAUGUGGAUAAAAAUUUUUAUUUUUAUUAGACACGAACGUUUUUAAGGCUUAAACAGGGUUACAAGUUUGCUGCCUAUGAAUGAGCUUAACUUAUGAAUCGAUUUUCCUUUACUACUUAUCGUGUAAUAUUAAGAAUAUUCUAUCUGAAAAAGAUUUUCAAUUCUUCGCCAUUUUCCAUACUUUGCAUUCAAUUGUGAUUUUCCGUGUAACUAUCUUUUUAACAAUAAAAGUAGACGAUUAUUAAUUAAGAUUUUAUUAAUUUUAAUUCAAUAACAUCAUUUAUUUGUCAAAUAUAGCGUUGUAACUUUUCAUACUUUCAUUAUUAUUAAUUGAAAAAUAAAAAUUAAUAUUUAUAAAAAUUAUUUUAAAACUUUUAUUAUGGAUUAAUUAAAAAUUGCGACAAUUACCAUAUUUCAAAUAACGUGACUGCAACUUCUUAAACUCAAAAUUAAUAAUUAAUGUUAAUAUAAUAAUUAAAUAGUUAAAUAGUUAAAAAAUUAAAAGUAUACAAAAAUUAAAAAAUUUGUAUCAAAUAAAUAUAUAUAUGUGUGUACUAAAUAUUAAUAAUAAUUAUAUUAAAUUAUCAUACUAAAUAUUUAUUUAUAUUAAAUUUAUAAAAAUUAUAAAGAAUUAAAUGUUACAUUUUACAAAUAUGAAAAAUCGUACGUAUUCUCUAUAAAGUUUCGCGUGUCUAAGAUAGAUAUUCGAUUACCAAAGUCGUGAAAAUAUAUACUUAUUCAAUAAUCGAAUAUAGAAAUUGUUGAUGUUUAAAUGCGAUAAGAUCAUAUUUUUAACUUAUCAAAAUCACUGUCACUUUCAAAUCAAAUUAUCCAAGUUUGAUAUUUCUUGUAAAUAUACAUACAUAUUCAAUUAUUUGACCGAUUUAGCUUUAUAUGUAACUACAAUAUUGCAAACUGAUGAAUUUCAUAUGUAUAAUCAAUGCAAUAAAUAUAUUAUAAAUAUUUUUUUAAAGAAAAUUUAAAUUCGUUAAAAAAAAUCUACAGAUUUAAAAAAUUUUUUUGUUAUUAUUAAUAUUAUCAAUUUUAAAAGUAUACUUUCCUAUUAUUAAAUUCUAAAGAAAUUGCUUUCUAAAUUUUCCAUUUUCAAUUUUAUUCGUGUAUCUCUUUAAUCUACUGAAAUUUAAACCAUCUAUUCCCGAGAUUCAAUUAUCGCCAUUUUCUGUACCAUCUCUAUUCGCAUCCCGAGCAACAGUAGGCCAAAGAAGCAAUUCUAUACAAUCGUUAGUAAUCCUUUACACUUGUAACGAGAUCAGCCGAAACGAAAUGUAAUACAAUAAUCUAAAUAACAAAAUUUAGAAUUUCUCUGAAUAAUUUUUCCAUUCCACUAAAAAAUCUAACCUAAAAUCUCUUAAAAAAACUUGGCAAUAUUAUAAAUAAUUUUUAUUUUUAUUUUAUUUAGAUAGUAAAAAAUAUUUUAUAUCUUAAAAAAAUAUAAAAAUAUUCUUAAAAACUAUCUCUUUUUUUUAACUUAAGUUUUCUAUUUUUUCUUUAAUAAAUUUAAUCAAAAAUAUAUAUUUGACAUAAUUAUAAUUUCAUCAAUUUUAUAAUUUUUUUUACAUUUCUUUCUUGUAACCAAAUAUUCAUGUAAUAUUAUCUUCCAAUAUAAUAUCUAUAUAUAUUAUCUCACUUAAUACAAUAUUAAUAGUGAUUAAUUAUGUAUUAAAAAUUGAGUAGAGAUUCCAACUACCAUCUACCAUAAAACUAAUAUAACUAUAUGAUUAUCAAAUUAUAAAAUGUAUAAUAAAAAAUAAAUAAAUAAACAUUAUAUAUAAACAUUAAACAAUUAAAAAAUAGAUAAUCAAAUAUAUAUACUUAGCCAACUCAGUUAUUUCUCUAUCCAAUUUUAUUGCACGAAAAAUAUUUAACAAAAUUAUCCUACACAUAUUAUUCAGUUUCAAAAUUAGAGAAAGUAUUCCUCCCUCUUCUCUUUAAAAAAAAUACAAAAAAUUCCAUCAAGCAACGUUUAACGUGCUCGUCUUCCACGAUGAAAAUGUUAUUCUGCACCCUAAAAUAUCUUUUUCACCGUGGUUGUCUGCGGCGCGCGCAUCCAUCCGAGGGGGGUGGAGAAGGCGCAAGAGCAUCAGCUCCGUCGAAACGGCGGAAAACGUUAUGUGUUUUAUCGAUUUGGGUCGGGGGGGUCGGCCAUGUUCGUAUCCGCCACCGGUCAGGCGCACUCGUGUCCCAACGUCGAGAGACCGUGCCACCGAUAGAUUUUCCACCGUCUACAUCGUCGUCGAUGUCGCAGGGCGUAUAAAACGAUGAUGCACUUGUAAAACGCGAGAUCCCGUGUUUUUCACUCGCUCUUUUCUCAUUGCCAUACAACGCCAGAACACGUUCGCUAAUUGUUUCCACGGAUCCGGCUCGCGUCGAAAUCUUCGAGCGACACAGAGGACAGAGGAUAGGAGGAAUCUCGAGACACCUCGUUUCGGAGUAGUGGAGCCAACCGAGAACGAGCAUCAAAAUGCCUGCCAUUAACAAGAGAGAAGCUGAGAAGGUGCCGGAAGAGCCACAACCGGAGGAGGUCGUUGAAUCGACGUUAAAAACAUUUUUGAGCACCGAGAUGGAAAUAAAAGAAGCCACAGAGGCAGAGGUAGUGACCGAAAAUGCUGGGAAAAAUUUUGAAACUCAAAUGGAAAAUCUCGGCAAAGAAAUCGCGGAGGAAAUGGGAAUACCAACAUGGGGACUUGUUGCGAUUUUAAUAGCUGUAAGCGUAGUAGUUCUCGGAAUCUGCUUCUGCUGCAUCAGAAGAUGUUGUCGCAAAAGACGAUCCAAAGAUGGAAAGAAAGGAUUGAAGGGGGCGGUGGACUUAAAAUCCGUUCAACUAUUGGGCAGCACGUACAAAGACAAGGUCCAGCCGGAUAUGGAAGAACUUACCGACAAUGCCGAGGAACCGGAUGAAGCUGAGAGUAAGCAGAGCGAGGUGAAACUUGGGAAGCUUCAAUAUAAGCUCGAAUACGAUUUCAACACAAACAGUUUGGCAGUAACGGUUAUACAAGCCGAGGAAUUGCCAGCUUUAGACAUGGGUGGCACUUCAGAUCCGUACGUGAAGGUUUAUCUAUUACCUGACAAGAAGAAAAAAUUCGAAACAAAAGUGCACAGGAAAACGCUUAGCCCAGUCUUCAAUGAAACUUUCACAUUCAAGAGCGUACCUUAUGCGGAUGCGAUGAACAAAACUCUCGUUUUCGCGAUCUUCGACUUCGAUAGGUUCUCCAAACACGAUCAGAUCGGUGAGGUUAAGGUUCCGCUAUGCCAAGUCGAUCUGGCUCAGACGAUCGAAGAAUGGAGAGAACUGCAAAGUGUCGAGGGUGAAGGUGGUCAGGAUAACAAAUUAGGUGAUAUUUGCUUCUCACUUCGAUACGUGCCCACUGCUGGUAAAUUAACUGUGGUCAUCUUGGAAGCGAAAAAUCUGAAAAAAAUGGACGUCGGUGGUUUAUCAGAUCCUUAUGUAAAAAUUGCUCUGAUGCAAAAUGGCAAAAGGUUGAAGAAGAAGAAAACGUCUAUCAAAAAAUGCACUCUUAAUCCGUAUUACAACGAAUCAUUCACGUUUGAGGUACCCUUCGAACAGAUACAGAAAGUGCAAUUGGUUGUCACGGUAGUCGAUUACGAUCGUAUCGGCACAUCAGAACCCAUUGGGAAGGUCGUCUUGGGGUACAACGCGAGUGGAACAGAGUUGAGACACUGGUCCGAUAUGUUGGCAUCCCCGAGACGUCCUAUCGCUCAAUGGCACACGCUUAAAGACCCCGAAGACGGCGACAAGAAGGACUAAGAGAUCGUUGAGAAAAGUUCGUUAUAGAAAAAAAAACAGGUAAUGCAUACCAAAUGGUUCUAAACAGAUACAACAAAUGUACAAAAGCGUUAUUAUUUAAAUUUUUUGUUUCGUUCCAUUCCGUUUGCUUUUGCCUCGUUCUAUAAACUGUAUAUACAUAUAUACAUAUAAUAUGUAUAGGCAUAUAUUAUAUAUAAAUAUGUAUAUAUGUAUUUUCCAACGUGAACGAUAUAUCAAUGAAUCUUUUUAAAAAUACAGGUUUUUUUUUAUGAAAGAAAAGAACAAAGAAAAAAACGAAGGAUGUGCAGUAAGAAAUAAAAAAAAAAGAAAGAUUAAAAUAGAUAGAAAUGGGAUGCAACGAUCUCCCCGAUGUAAUGUUGAUCGAGAUUUUAUUCGAGAAAUAAUCAUGCAUGAGAAUAAAAAUGAGAGAUAUAGAUGAAGAGAGAAAGAGAGGGAGAGAGAGAAAGAUAGAGCGAAAGGGAGAGAGAAUGUGAGAGAAAGAGAGUAGAAUAGAAUGAAAGAAAAAUAAGAAAAACAAAGAGAAUACUUUAGUAGUUAUUAAUAAUCUAUUAUUAAAUUAAACAACAAUAAAAUACCACCAAAAACGUUUUAGUAUUAUAUAAUAAUAUGUUCUCAUGGAGUGUAGCGUCUUGUAUAUAUAUAUAUUAUAUAUUAUCUAUCAUACCUUUUUCUGUAGAUGUAACAAUUGAAUGAAAACUUUGAGUAAAUGCGUCCUCUUCAAGAUAUUUCGAGAUAAAGCAUUGAAUACUUUUUGCAAAACACGUUGUUUCAACUUCCAUAUACGAGUUCCGAUCAAUAGUUUUCUUUUUCGUUGUUUUAAUUAAAAGCAUAUUUGAUAAAAUGUUUAUAUACUAUAUUGACACUGUUAAUCUUAUUAAAUAUUUAUAUAUGGAACAUAUAAAUGUGUGCUAUAUAUUCUAUGUAUAUAGUAUACGAAAGAUAUAUAUAUAUAUAUAUAUAUAAACAUAUAAUGUAUACGGUGUAAAUUAUACUUAUCUUGAAUUGCGUGAAUAGUACAGUACAAUCUUAUUUAUAAAAAAUUGCUGAUGGUAUUUUGUAUGUAUAAAUCAAUAAUCCUUUUCAUGUAAAAAAUUCAUGUUUAUAGGUUAUGAUUACAUCAUAACCGAUACACAUAAUGGUUACGAAGUUAAAUGUUUUGUUAUCCGUUAAACUACAUUUAUAGUUAUAUUUUUUUUAAACGAACGGAUUAAGCUUUUUAUAAUAUUUAAUUAAUAUUCUGUUUUGCUUGAAUUACAUAAACGAGCUACAUAUUUACAUUAUGAAAACUAUGAUCGAAUUAUUUUCCUGCAAAAAAGUCAAUGCUUUUGAUCGUGAUAUCUUCGUGCAGUAACAACUUUAUACUGACUGCGCUAGGGAAUUCAAUCGAUCGAAAUGAACAAACAGAUUGGCGGAAAAUUCAAAAUUUUUUUGUGCGAAACAAAAAAUUAAACUUUAAUAGUUUCAUUCGCAAAAAUAUUGUCACGAUAGUUUUUGUUAUAACAGCAUCUUUCGAUUAUAAUAUUUUUACUAUAGUAUUAAUUUAUAAUUUACUUGUUUUUUAUGGAUAAAAUUGUUAUAAUCGAUAGAUGCUAAUGACAAUUUUUUUGCGAAUUAAACUAAGAAUAAUUAAUUUCGUUGUUUUGAUUGUUGAGUUUUUGAAAUUGAAUCUACGGAAUUUUGGAUAAAGUCAAACGUGCCGGGAAACAUUUUGAUAUUUUAAUUUGAUAUGCAUGUUUGAUUUUCCCGCGAUUCUGCCUCUUUAUUCUAAGUAUACAUAUGCGUGUACGUGAAAUUGUAAACAUAUUGGUAUAUAUAUAUUAUAUAUAUUUACCACGUGUUAUAUAUGCUGAUAAUGUUAUUGUUUUUCGAAACAUAACGGGCCUAUCGAAUGUAUAAUUUAUGUUAUCGUUUCAUUAAAUUAUUUCUUAAAUAAUAAACAUAAGAAGGAAAAAAUUAAAUAAAAAAAAAAAAAAAAAGAAAAGAGUAGUGACGAGUCCAUGGUGGUUCUCUAUAUAUAUUUUGGGAAUUGAUAAAAAAAAUAAUUCGAAAAGAAAGCAUUCUAUAAUACGUUUCAAACCAAAUUUAACGAAAUAAUUACAAGAACGUCCCAAGAUUUACAAAACAUUACUAUUAUCAUUACAAAUAUAUAUAUUAUAUACUAUAUGUAUCCUUUGAAAAAAGAUAAAAAUCAAUUGUUAGAAAACUGACUUUAUACAGUAUUAACUGAGUUUGACUGCUAUAAAAAAAAAAAAUUCAUAUAUUUUAUUGCAUCGUUGACCUUGAAAGCUACGAAUUCGACUGAAAAAAGGAAAACGGAUUAAUAAAUAUAUACGUGUUUAAAAAGAAAAAACACAUUAAUAAAAAAAAAUUCAGAAAAAUAACAUAUAUCGAUGAGAUAACCGUUUCCAUCAGUCUAAAUCGAUAGCAACCUAUAUAUAGUUUGUGACUUAUAGUGAAUGAAAAAAAAAUACCUAAAUGUAAACGGGCCUUAACGCUUUUUCCAAUUCUCCUUUCUCUCCCAUCACCCUCAUUAUCGAAGAUGCAUAAAAAAAAAACUUUGUAAAUAUCAUGUCAUGAACAUUUCAGUAAUUGAUAAUCAUUAAGUCCAUUCAUUCAUCAUAAUAACUGAAUAUUAUUUAAUUCUCAAUAUGAUUCGAUGUUUGUUUAUUUCAUGUUCGUUCAGCAUAGUACAUGUAUUCUACGUUUCACACAAUGACAAGGAAGAAAAAAUAUUUGCACGCAAUCAAGUUCAAAUAAUCAUGUAACAAUAUCACUACUAACAAUAUAAGUAAUAAUGUUAACUAUAUAUAAAAAAAAAAUGUAUCGUGAAAAGAAUGUCAGGUAUAUUCGAAGAUUUUGUAAAAGAUUAUGUUUUUCAUAAUCGUUAUAAAAUUCUAUGACGUUAUACCUGAUUGAAUUCAAACACGAGAUGUGUACAAAGAAAAAAAAAAAUAUAAAGAUCGAUAUCGAAGUAAAAAUUUCUUCAAAACAAGAAGAAAAUCUCUCUCUCAUACAUUUCCAGAAUUUUGAAGCUAUUCCAGUGAUAUACGUUUACUUGCUAUAUAUCAGUUAUAUUACAUAAACUAUAAUACGAAAACCCGAACGAAUUAUCGAUUGUUAAUGAUAUUUAACAUAAGAAGCAAACUGGUGUUGCUUGGAAUUUAAGGUAAAAAAAAUUUCGUUAAGAUUAAGUAUUAAUUGCAUUAUAUUUCGAGCAACAUCAGCUUAUUAAACUCAGAAAAUAAUGUGUCACGAAUAAAUAAAAAUACUUCCUUAAUAUUCAGUUAAUUCUCUAUACAUUAUAAAAUGAAAUAAAAAUAAAAACUAUUAUAAUUAAAAAUGCAUAUAAAAUUAAGAAUAGAUUAACUUUUUAAACUUAUGUUUGUUUAUCGUAUGUACUAUUUGCGAAGAAAAUUGAAUAAUUUUGUUGAUGAUUAAUUUAAUGUUAUAAUAUUUGAUUUAAAUUAAAUUUUAUUAUAUUUAUUAGUUUAUUAUAUUAAUGUAAAUUUAAUAUAACAUUAAAUUAAUAUGUGAGAAACAAAAAAAAGAUCGAUGACAUCACUGUUUCUUAUAUAAUUGACUUUCAUUUUUGGAUCCUUAAAUGGAUCGUUAAAAGACUCGAUGCCAGAAUACGAUCGCCGAUUAAAGUAUUUAGUCCAGAAAGCAAAAUACUACAUAUUAUAUGUUAAGUCACUCGAAAUAACAUAUACGUACAACUUUGCCGAUAAAGUCGAUGAUUAUAAUAAAAUUUAUUAUAAUAAAUAUAUAACGUAUUGAUAUGAAAUUGUAUUAUAUUUGACUUAAAAAGUACAUACACUAAUGGGUCAAAUAUUGAAUACCGAUCUGAAUUGCUUUUGUCUUUAUACUUUUUAAAAUGAUUAAAAAUAUUAAUUAUAUACCAUUCAAUUGUAAUGUAGAAAAUGAUAUCCAUGAAACGCUGAAAUAAUAUUACAAAGAUUUAUUCUAGUGAUAGUUCACAGAAUCGCGAAUGUAAAAUAGCGAUUCGAUAUUAUCUGAUGAUUAUCUAUUGAUAGUUUGAUAGUUCAUGGCACCGCUUAUAACAGCGUUUCAGUCGGCAAAGUGGUACACAUUAAUUCACACGUGCAAUCUAGAAAAAACAGUCGUUAAUAUACAUAAAAUCAAUCAUUACAAAUAAUAGUAAUAGAAAAUGUAGAAUAGAGAUGUGUAAGUGUAGUUGUAAUGUAGAGAAAAUUCACAGAUAUAUCAUUCCAAUCCUCUCCUUGAUCCCAAUGUUGAAAUCUUUCUCUGGAUUCGAGAUUGGGAUAUAAUUUUCUUAUCGUGCGCGAAUGGCACUUAAAAUAUAUGAUCGCUAACACUUAACCAAACUUGGUUCUAUCAUUUGUUCAGGACCAAUUAUCAUAAACGAUUAUCAAUAGCAUGUUCGAAUCAUGUUAUUAUUGCAGCAUUGUACUUAAAACCUUUAAUGAAAAAAUAAAGGGGGUUUACUGUUAAAAAAAAAAAAAAAACGCCGUGAAUCCGACAUCGAUCGAAAAGUUACGAUGAGCGUUUUUAUAUGCGAAGAACGAAUGUUAUUCUUCUUUCUUUUUGUUUGAUAAAUUGUAUUGCAUAAAUUUAUUUCGUUUAAUUUUUAUAUACAGAUGUUAAGUGAAAUGUAAAAUUGAAAAAAUAUGAAUGAUACAAUAAUUUCAUUUAAACAAAUUAUAAUUGAAAUUCUAUAUAACAAAAUAUACUGAAAUAUAAUGUUAUUUUUUAACUCA
Molecule: messenger RNA, 8712 nt
Organism: Apis cerana (Asiatic honeybee)
Lineage: Eukaryota; Metazoa; Arthropoda; Insecta; Hymenoptera; Apidae
Gene: Syt1
Product: synaptotagmin 1
Biological process (GO): calcium ion-regulated exocytosis of neurotransmitter; synaptic vesicle endocytosis
Cellular component (GO): axon; synaptic vesicle membrane; exocytic vesicle
Molecular function (GO): clathrin binding; calcium-dependent phospholipid binding; phosphatidylserine binding
Source: RefSeq, a predicted model, not a curated record